This is a messenger RNA of Elgaria multicarinata webbii, 1237 nucleotides long. It is a transcript of the gene CALB2, whose product is annotated as calbindin 2. Gene Ontology annotation, cellular component: cytosol; synapse; dendrite. The record is from RefSeq and is a predicted model, not a curated record. Gene Ontology annotation, biological process: regulation of long-term synaptic potentiation; regulation of presynaptic cytosolic calcium ion concentration. Bases 20 to 847 code for a protein of 275 amino acids. Gene Ontology annotation, molecular function: calcium ion binding. The transcript is spliced from 11 exons. NCBI's taxonomy places the organism in Eukaryota, Metazoa, Chordata, Lepidosauria, Squamata, Anguidae.
GUGGAAGACCCGCUCGCUCAUGGCAGGCAAGCAGCAGCAGCAGCAGCAGCAGCCCCCCUACCUGCACCUGGCAGAGCUGACGGCAUCCCAGUUCUUGGACAUCUGGAAGCAUUAUGACGCUGAUGGAAAUGGCUACAUUGAAGGCAAGGAACUGGAGAACUUCUUCCGAGAGCUGGAGAGCGCCAGGAAGGGAGCUGGAGUGGAAUCCAGAAAUGUCAACUUUGCAGAGAAGAUGCAAGCUUUCAUGAAGAAAUACGACAAAAAUGCAGAUGGGAAAAUCGAAAUGGCUGAGCUGGCCCAGAUCUUGCCCACCGAAGAGAACUUCUUGCUGUGUUUCCGACAGCACGUUGGCUCCAGUGUGGAAUUCAUGGAGGCCUGGCGAAAAUACGACACUGAUCGCAGUGGCUACAUUGAAGCCAAUGAGCUGAAGGGAUUUCUGUCGGACUUGCUGGAGAAAGCCAACAGGCCCUAUGAAGAACCAAAGCUGCAAGAGUACACCCAGACCAUCCUGCGGAUGUUUGACUUGAACGGGGACGGGAAGCUCUGCCUGUCGGAGAUGUCGCGAUUGUUGCCUGUGCAGGAGAACUUCCUCCUUAAGUUCCAGGGAAUGAAACUAGACUCAGAGGAAUUCAAUGCUAUCUUCGCAUUUUAUGACAAGGAUGGAAGUGGCUUCAUUGAUGAGAAUGAACUGGAUGCCCUGUUGAAAGAUCUUUACGAGAAAAACAAGAAGGAAAUGAGCAUCCAGCAGCUCACCAACUACAGAAAGAGCAUCAUGAAUCUGUCUGACGGGGGGAAGCUGCACCGCAAGGAACUGGAGAUUGUACUCUGCAGCGAGCCCCCUCUGUAAAGAGCCGCUGCCCCUUCACGAGUCUCCCCCUGCCCUGACACGACCACAAAGACAAACGCAAAGACCACGAGAGCCACGGGAGGACUGCCCGCUGCCCUGUGCCUGGGGCUGUGCUCAGCCCUGCAAGGCUUGGCUUGCUGUUCUGCUUGUGACUUCUGCCACAGAAUCUCCACCCGAUGGUGGGGGAAAGGCAGCACUGCGGAUCAAGACCAUCCAUUUUCUUGUCCUGCUUGUUUCUCUCUUUAGUUUCCACAGUUUGUGUCUUGUAAAUCCCCAAAUCUGGAGUGGGUUUUCUUUUUGCUCUCUGUUUUUUUAAUCUUUUGCCUUCCUUUUGUGGUCAAGUCUUCUUGUUUACCAAAGAAGAGUUUACAAAUAAAACGGAUGUUCAGC